AUGAUGUCUUUAUCUAUAUCAUUGAAAGCACCUUGUACUGCAUGUGGUAAUAAAAGUGUAGGUAUAUUUCGAUGUGAAGGAUGUUUACAAGUAUUUUGUCGAAAACAUCUUAAUGAACAUCGAGAUUUUCUUAAUCAUCAAUUAGAUGAAAUUGCUCAAGAACAUGAUAUUUUACAACAAAUUAUUCUUGAAAAUCAAGAUAAACAAACAAAUGACCUUCCUAUUUUCAAACAAAUUGAUCAAUGGGAAAAACUUUCCAUUGAGAAAAUUCAACAAAUAGCAGAAGAAGCUAGAAUACAAGCUAAAGAGUUAACUAGUUUACAAACAGUAUCAAAAGAAUUACAUGAACUUGCUGAACGAUUAGAAAAAGCUCGUACAGAUGACGAUUAUGUUGAAACAGAUCUUCAAACAUGGACAAAUAUGUUACAACAACUGAAAGAUGAUGUUAAUACAUUUUCAUCUUCGAUUUAUAUGCAAGAAAAUCCAAAAGAAAUACUUAUUGCUAAAAUGUAUGUUUGUAAAACAUUACAACAAUCAACACAACAGGAAAAGUUUGGUGAAUCGUUUGGACCAAUUCGUAUUGAAAAUAAUAGUUUUCUGGCGACACAUGUGGGUUUAAAGAAUAGUACAGCUUUUGUGCGUGGAAUCGGUGAAUAUUCAUCAGGUACACAUAAAAUUCGAUUUCUAUUCCAAAAGAAUAGUCUCAAAUAUAUCUCCUCGUUUGAUGUUGUCUCAGCAUUAAUGUCGAUCAAUGGAACAUCUACAUUACCUUAUGAAGGCUUUGGAUGGUCAAGCGAUGAUGAUAUUUAUUGUCCUGGUGGUGAAAUAACAGUAGAUGAAAAUUUUCGAGAUAUGAAAGGUGAAACUUCAUUUGAAAUCGAACUUCAACUUGAUUGUGACAAUCAAAAGAUUAGUUAUAUCAACCAACGAACAAAGAAUCAAAGAGAGUUAAAUGUUGAUAUAACAAAAUGUCCAUUACCAUGGCAAGUCCGGUUUUAUCUGUUUGAGACUGGAGAUUGGAUUAGAUUGUUGCAUUGA
This is a messenger RNA of Rotaria sp. Silwood1, 1038 nucleotides long. The record is from the annotation of a GenBank genome assembly. Lineage: Eukaryota; Metazoa; Rotifera; Eurotatoria; Philodinida; Philodinidae.